Messenger RNA from Acipenser ruthenus (sterlet), 4522 nucleotides. RefSeq names its product OTU deubiquitinase 4 (gene otud4). The transcript has 22 exons. Lineage: Eukaryota; Metazoa; Chordata; Actinopteri; Acipenseriformes; Acipenseridae. Gene Ontology annotation, molecular function: cysteine-type deubiquitinase activity; K63-linked deubiquitinase activity. Gene Ontology annotation, biological process: negative regulation of interleukin-1-mediated signaling pathway; negative regulation of toll-like receptor signaling pathway; protein deubiquitination. The coding region runs from base 336 to 3983 and encodes 1215 amino acids. The record is from RefSeq and is a predicted model, not a curated record.
CAACUCUAAAACAAAAGCAAAACAAAGCAAACUAACAAACUACUUUCAUUGCGGAAGUCAGCGUGUGCUUUACACUGUAUUCACAUGGUUUAAAGGUUGAAAGUAUUCAAAAUUGCACAGCUUAAUAAGUCUACGUGUAGGACGUUUUUUUUCUCCCCACAUUUUCUUUCACGAUGUUUACUUUCCUGCAAAUUUUUGGACAGCAAAACUCAAGAACCGAAACGUAUGAUAUUUUGGUGAAAAAUAAACUGUGUCUUGUUUAGGUUUCACUUCCUGGGAUGUCUCGCUGUCAGUUUACCAGUAGCCAGUAUGCUCUUGUUUAAAUUUAAAUAAAAAUGGAUACAUGUUUACAACACGAUCGAGUCAGCAAUGACUGUAUGAAAAACGAAAAAUUAAUGGACGAAUAUCUGCGAUCUCAGGGGUUGUAUCGAAAGGAAAUUGCAAAGGAUGGGUCCUGUCUGUUCAGAGCAGUGGCUGAACAGAUACUUCAUUGUCAGAAUCGACAUCUAGAAGUAAGACAUAGUUGUGCAAGUUACUUAAGAAGGAACAGAUCAAAAUACGAAGCGUUCAUUGAAGGGACAUUCGAGGAAUACCUGAAGCGACUGGAAAAUCCACAGAUCUGGGUUGGAGAAGUGGAAAUAAGUGCCUUGUCUCUGAUAUACAAGCACGAUUUUUUAAUCUACCAGGAACCAGGAAAACCUCCGGUCAAUAUAACUGAAAACAACUUCCCUGACAAGGUUAGUCUAUGUUUCCUAAAUGGAAAUCACUAUGACAGUGUCUACCCCAAGCAGUUUACUGAAGCUGCAGCUUUAUGUCAGUCUAUCGUGUAUGAACUGCUGUAUGAGAAGGUGUUGGGAGUGGAUAGCAGCAAACAAACUUCCAGUCUUCAGAGCUGCAGUGAGUCCGAUCAAGAUGCGCGUGAGGAAUGUGACAGCAGUGAUGAGUCUGAUUUGGAUGCUGGGGAUGCCUAUUGGACUGAAGGAGCUGCUGAAUCUGCUGACAUGAAUACAUUCCGGUCCAGGUAUAAUAAGCAGGCCCCUAAGGAUUCCAGUCCUGCUUCUGCCCCCCUAUCCAGGAGGGUGCUCCAGUCUCUUGACCCAGCAGUAUACAGGAAUGUGGAGUUUGAUGUCUGGUUAAAGUCUAAAAGAGCCCAACAAAAAAUGGAUUAUUUCAUAGCUGCUGGAAUGCAGUACACCACUGGAGACAAAUGCAAGGUACGUUUGGAACCCAGUGGGAGGUUCUAUAAAGCUUACAUUCAAGAAGUCAGCCAUGAUGAUGGUCCCGUGGUGGUUUUUGUUGAAGAACUUGGAGCGAAGUACUCGAUUCCACUGAAAAACCUCCGUCCACCAUCAGAGGAGAGCCCUGCUAGUGGCUGGAGUACAGUGGCAGAGAAGAAAGCCAAGAGACCCGGCCCUGUGACUGAGCAGAAUCUGCACUCCGAUGCUGCUGACUAUAGGGGAGUGAAGCAGCCAACAAAAGCAACCAAACCCCGACCAGCAGGGCCUCCAAAACAUCAGCAAGCUGUGCCGACCAGAGCCUCGCAGCACUCUGGUCCUGCAGGGCAGGCUCCACACUCUCCUACUGAGCAGAAACAAGGCAGCAGGACUUCUCCACAGACUGCAAGAUCCUUGGCCUCUGUACCUUUUUGGAGGAGCAGAUGUUUUUACUCCAGGCCAGCUUCAGGCUUUGGCUUCAAGGGACCAAAGCAGUAUUCCUUUAAGGGUAGAUUUAGGAAAUGUGACCUAGACCCUGGAUUUUCCUGCACUCCAGCAGAGAACAGAUACUUUGGUCUGUCACCGGGAGAGCGCAAAGCUAAAGAAGCUAAAGAACAGUUGCGAGCGCUGUUUGAGAUCCAGCACAGGGAUGAGCAAGCCUUUCCAGCACUCGGUAACCAGAAUGUUUGUCAAACCGCCACUCAAAGCAGUGACGCCAAUAAUCCAAAGAAAACCCAGAGUACCGAGAAGCAGCCCUCAAGGCGGCGAGUAGAGUCGCAGGAACCCAGAGAGAAAGACCCAAAGAAUCAACGUGUCAAACAAGGACUGAAAGUUGAGCAAAAUAAAUCUCAGAUAACAAAUGUUGGUGAAAAAUACCAAAAAGCUGUUUCCCCUUCUGAACCAACCAAAGCACAAAACCCAAUUUCUACCCUGCAGGAUUUCAGCAAUCCUGGGCCGACAGGUCCUGCUCCUGUUGCUCCUGACAGAUCGCAGCCUCCCAUCUCUUUCUCUUCCCCUUGCUUGCCAGCGGACCCGCCACCGUACGAGGCUGCAACCUGCUGUCAAACAGGUAUUUCGCCAGUACCUAAUGCACCUACCAUGGUGCCCAGCCCCAUGAUGUCGCAAGGUAAUGUGAUGACGGCCCCGAAUGCCCCACUUCCUGUUCCUCUACCGGCUACAGGCCAGCCCUCGGUGCCAUUGUCUGAGGUCUUUGCCUUGUACCAGGACCUCCUGUACCCUGGGUUCCCAUGUAAUGAAAAGGGAGAGGGUGUCCCUGCACCACUGUAUUCCUACUGUAAAAAUGGGGACGAUCUUCCAAAUGAUAAAUGCAUUCUAAGGUUCUUUUUUAACCUGGGCUUAAAGGCUUACAGUUGUCCCAUGUGGCCACCCCAUUCCUACCUCUAUCCCCUGCAUCAGGCUCAUUACAAUGCCUGUGCAAUGCAGCCCAAAAUGCCUGGCCCUGCUUCCUAUGCAACUGCUUGGUUCCCAGAGGGCACUGCCGCAAAUCAAAGUGUCAACUCCACCCCAGCCAACUGCACCAUGCCGAUUCAAGACCACAGGGACCCACCCUUGCCAGCUGCUGGAAGAGCUCAUGGUCAGUGUGAACAAACUGAUAACGCAACACAACCACCACCAACACCUCCCCCAGCAACUGUAGUAACUCCAUCUCCGGAUGGAGAGCCCUGCUCAGAUGUAAAUUACUGUGUUGAAAGCCUACCAUACAGUAGCAAUAACCAAAUGCCUACUAUGCCACUUCCCCUUGUACACAUGGGGGGACUCCAAUGGCCAACAUAUGGGCCGAAUGUGUUGUUGGGGCGCUAUCCUGUUACCCCUUCAAUGUAUCCACCUUUCCACUUGGGAUACCCAAUCCAGGAGUUUCCUGUUGGAAACCCCACUGCCGAAGAAUAUUUCGAAGUCAGUCCUGCGGAUGAGGAGGAAAGAGCUAGCCCAGUAGUAGAAAAUUUAGCCAUUAAAGACAGUGGUCAUAACGUUUCCACUGUACAAAGUGAGGGAGGGCUUGGUGAGCCAAAAAAGGAAGUGCACUUCCAAAAGCCACUUCCCCCGGCAACAAGUGCUGCUGAGGAACGGGCACAUCAGGUUUUGUCAUCCAAGGAACUGCCACUCGAUAAGAGCAAACAGGGUGUUGAUUCUGUGGCAGAGCCCCCAUCAGCACAGCCUGUAUCAGAGACUGAAACAGGGGCUGCCACUAAAGCUGUGUACAGCCCUGUGCAGUUAGUAGCAGGUAGCACGCCACCAUUAUUUACUUUUGGUCAAACAAGUCUAGAUAGGGAAUGGGUUACCAAUGAGAGAGGCAGCAGCGGUAGAAAGGGGGCUGAUCCUAAAGAUGUAGCGAUAGAGCAAGAAACUGGUAAUCCACUCCAUGGCAGUCAUCUUGUCAAGGAGCAUUUGCAGUAUGAAGGUGACCACGUUGGUGCAACAUGGAGCAAGAGCCGGUCUUACUACAACCGAUCCUUUAAGGAUAGGAAAAGGUUUGAUGAUAGAUGGACGGCUGACAGGAGAGAGUAUAGAGGUAGAGGGUCUAGAGAUGGGAGAGUUUACAGGGAUCCAGAAUUUGCUGAGGAGAAAUUUGAUCAUCAGAACUCUGGUCAUACAGUUAAUGUGGAUAAGAGAGGCCACUAUAAAAGGGCUCGAGGGUACAGACGAGAAAGAGGGCAUAACCAGCACUGUAAUGAGGACUGGAGUUACAGAGGUAAAUACCGGAGGAAAAUGGAAGAGCCAGAGGAUUUAGACCCUGAUGCUCCUGUUUGAAUCUUUAUAGAUCUCUGGCCUUUUGGUCAGUGUAAUGCUUAUCAAUUACAUUCUCAGAAAAUAUGAGUCAGUGGUUUGAAAUUAUUUAUUAUUAUAUUUGUUUAUUUUUAGCGGACGCCUUUAUUCAAGGCGACUUACAGAGACUAGGGUGUGUGAACUAUGCAUCAGCUGCAGUCACUUACAACAACGUUUCACCUGAAAGACUGAGCACAAGGAGGUUAAGUGACUUGCCCAGGGUCACUCAGUGAGUGAGCCGGGAUUUGAACCAGGGACCUCAUGGUUACAAGCCCUUUUCUUUAACCACUGGACCACACAGCCUUCUGUGUGAAAUUACACCUCUUUCAUUUUUGUUACUCCUGCUAAAAUAGAAAACCAAACAAUGGUAUAACUUUUUUAAAUACCUGCCAUUUGUGUAGUGAAAGGGAUAUUUAUAAAGCAAAGCACCACUAAGUUAAAGUAAGUUACUGCUUUUAAUAUGUAAAUAUCUGUUAACGUCUUGUGUGUGUGUGUGUGUGUGUGUGUGUAUAUAUAUAUAUAUA